Messenger RNA from Pocillopora meandrina, 16589 nucleotides. The record is from the annotation of a GenBank genome assembly. Lineage: Eukaryota; Metazoa; Cnidaria; Anthozoa; Scleractinia; Pocilloporidae.
AUGAAUUCCAAGGUACAGCUUGAUAAAGCUUUAUCUUCGAAGCUCAACGGGAUUCAGAUUACUAAUCAUUUGAGCAAGUUAUCCAGAGCAAAAGCGACGCCGCCUGUUCUCAAAUCGCAGCCUAUUAGCCCACAGAAAUCGUUCAAGUUCAUGCCGCAUCCCCCUCAAAACCGAAAGUCGGUCGGCUUUCAGAACAGCAGGAGAACUGAUGAUCAAAACAUUAAGCCAGCGCCUCCUACAGAGCCUCGUGGAAAGAAUUAUAUGGUGAGAAAGUUUUACGACGUAAGAAAAAAAGACAGUAAUGUUGACGAAAGCAGGGUUAGCGGAGAUGGAGAAUCACUAGAGAAUGAGGAAUUUUACGAGAAGUCAAGGUGUCCGUCAUGGGAGCGUAUGCCGGGCGAUGGAUGUAUCUCUGAUAUUGCUGAAGAAGAUGAAGAUGCAGAAGAAGAAGAUGACGACAUGGAGGAGAAUGAUGAUGAUGAUGAUGAUGAGUCUGUUGAGGACAACUAUGACAAUGAUUUCUAUGAAUGCGAUGACCUUGAUGAAGGUAAUAACUAAUACUCAUGUUGAAAUUGGCAAACUCCAAGCUUUAAUAAUGCACUUUGCAAUAACUAUAGUGAUCAGUUUGGAAAAAAAAAACUAAUUUCAACUCAGUCACCUGCUUUUGUUGUUGUUGUUGAGGCAGGCAGACAUUUGAAUAUUUUACAGCAGUUGCAUCCAAUCUUGGCACUCUUGUCCCAUGACACAGUCAUAUAUGUGGCAUAUUCAUCUCUAAAGUUUAAAUGAAUGGAACAAAGAAACAAAGACAAAUAGACAAUUCAAAGGACUGAUAAAGAUUUUUCUUUUAAGUUACUUCCCAAGAGUAUUCUUGUUAAGUGCAUUUGACUUGAUGAACACAACUCAAUUUUUACUAAUGCCUGUCUUAACAUGAUAUCAACUGUUGGCUAUUGCACAAUGUAAGGGAGAUAAAUAUGCUAUAAUGUUAAAAUGUUGCUUUUAUAUUACAGCAGGCUUUUCUGAUGGUGAUGAUGAUGAUGGUUCUCAGUCACUGAUCAGCACAGCUGCUUCCUCUCGUGUUUCUACUGCAAAAAGUAGAGCAUCAAGUGCAAGACCAAUGAUGUUAGGUACUCGCAGAUGGUCUGGUACAGUAGGAUCAUCAAACCCAAGUUCUGCAUCAUCCAAAAAAACAAAUGCAUGGGCAUCAACAGGUGACGAUGAAAAACAAGAGAAAAUUCCUCCUCUAGUACCCAGCCUAUUUCCUCAUAUAUCUCCAACCAUCUACUUUUCUGUGGAGGGAGAAAAAGGUAAACUGAAUAUAAAACUGUGUAUUUUACACUUCAAGGAGGUAUUGUUUUCUCAGCGUCAUAAACUUUAAACCUUUACACCCUAACCUCAGUAUCUAUUUUCUCCAUGCUCUUCUCUCCACAUUUCUCAAGGUGCUGGCAAGGAGAAUUUGUUUAACAAUCAAUAGUUUCUUAAGUUAGUGAUCACUUCCUUUAUUCUCAUGACCUUAAUGUGUGAUUCAGGGCUGAUAUUAUAGGGAGAAAUUAGAUGCUAGUCACUCUUAGGGGCAAGGGUCAAUUAAGUAUAAAAAUUUGUUGAAGUUUAUCACUUGGUAUUGCAGUUCAGAAUAAUAUUCCCACAGCACAUGCAUGAUUUUAUUGUGAUAUAUUUUAGUAAUUUUAUCCAAAGUAAGUUUAAACUUAGUACAAGUACAUUCUUAAUUAAUGGUCUUCAUUGUAUAAUUAUAUGAUUUUCUCAAUUAUAUAUUUAAUGUAUAAACAAUCAACUUAGAUUAGUGGGAUUCAAAUCAACAUGCAAUCACGAAAUGACCUUGUAGACUAGACAUUGAAUCAUUAUUAACAUUUUUCCAGCCUUUUAGUGUUAUGAUAUUGAAUGUUGUCUUGUUAUAGGUAAGUCCAGUUCAGCUGCAUGCAGUCAUGUACAGUGUUGAGUACUAAAAUCAUGAAACACAAACUGGGAGCAAAAUAUUGUUUAAUCUAAAGCAAAAUAAGUACUUUUAGUGUUUUCUCUAAGCAUUUAAUGUACAGUACUGUACCUGUAUACUGAAUAUAUUUGCUAUGGUAACUUAUGUACAGUGUAUCUCUAUGAUCUUUUGUAGUGGGUCAACUUUCACCUGAGGUGCGAAAACUUCUCCGGUGGAAGAUGAGUUCUAUAACACCAAAUGUUAUCAAGCAGUGUAUUGCAAGAGCUGGCUUUAAACCAACUAAGAGUAAGUUGUUAUUCUAUUACUGAUUUUACUUAUACAAGUAGUUUCCUUGCUUGUCUGUUUUAAGUGCUGUAAAGUAGUUUAGAUUAAUAUGUGUAUACAAUUGCAUACAUGACAUGUUGUUACUGUACAUCAGACAGCAAACAUGUGAAAUAAUUAAUCUCCCUAUUUUUGUCUCAAUGUGUGGCAAAACUGGUUUGGAUAUGUGCUGAAUGUCUUUAUGUACACUGUAGUUAGCAUCAGAGAGCAAGCUUGAAAGAGAUUUUCAAAUCUUUUCAUUCGCCCUAUUGUCCUGAAAAACUAAAAGAAGUUUUUUAUAACAUGGCUGCAUAAACUUGCUUUAAUAUACUGAUAGGGAUGGUGAGGAAGACUGUAUGCUAAUUUUUUUUAUCACAGCUUUGUAGAAGCUCCUAAUAUAAAUGUAUACAUCUGUUGGUUUCCACAAAAAGAAAGAAAGAAAGGACUGUAUAUCUUCUGACUCCUACAGCCCAUUGCCUUUAAGUUUCUUAAAAUUUAUUUUGUAGUCAGGUUUUUCUGUAAGAAUUAGUUGUACAUGUGUACAUCUCCCUGAAGAUGCCUGAGAAAGGUGUUUAAUAAAAAUAUUCAUAUUAUUACAUUUUGAUUAAUGUCUACUGUUAAGCAGGGAAUGACUGGCUGGGAUACUGGGGCAAACACAUGAAAGCAAACUGUUUUAAAACUGUCAGAGAAUAUCAAAAGGUAAGAAAUCAUCUUUGUUCUUACAUGUUUUAAGUAUUACCAGUAACACAAUUUUUUUUCUCCUUUUUUGAAUCUGAAAUAAAAAUACUUAUAGGCUUAAAAUUUUGUAAGACUUUAUGAAUCUAAAUGACCAGUCUGCAGUAACUAGAUGCCUACAGUUUGUAAAUAACUCUUAAUUGUGGGUCACAUAAUAGAGGGUUUGUUGUCCCAUUUAAGGCAAUAAGUUUUAAACCUGGUUGGACAGUUUGACUUUUCCUUGGUUUCUCUUGAAGUGUAGUAACAGUCACAUAUAUAUAUAUAUAUAUAUAUAUAUAUAUAUAUAUAUAUAUAACCCCUGAAGAGUGAAGCGAUUCACGAAACAGGCUUGUCGGGAAAUGUAGUUACGUCCCCUUUUUUCCUCUCAUAAUAUUUAUCCUGCUCUGCUUCAACGUAUUGAGCACUGUUCCACGCGAAAAUCGACUUGCAGACUUCCUAUAUAUAUAUAUAGGAAGUCUGUAAGUCGAUUUUCGCGUGGAACAGUGCUCAAUACGUUGAAGCAGAGCAGAAUAAAUAAAUAUUAUGAGAGGAAAAAGCGACGCAACUACAUAUCCCGACAAGCCUGUUUCGUGAAUCGCUUCACUCUUCAGGGGUUUAAACCCCUGAAGAGUGAAGCGAUUCACGAAACAGGCUUGUCGGGAUAUGUAGUUGCGUCGUUUUUUCCUCUCAUAAUAUUUAUUUAUAUAUAUAUAUAUAUAUAUAUAUAUAUAUAUAUUAGGGAUUACGUUUUGAGGGGUUUUACCUCAGUCAGUGUGAGAAAAAACUGAAGGAAAAAAAUAUAAACAAUUAUAAUGGUAUGCAAAACUACAUUAAGCUUAAUGAAAAACUAUUGGGUAACCUUUGGUUAGCUUAAUCAAGCUUUGAACAACCCAGCCCAGAAACAUGUACUGUUGUGUAGCCUUGCUACUAUAUGCAUGUACAUAUAUAACUGACAUGUUCUUUAGAUGAAUAGGAAUGCUUUCAGUUCUUCUCACCCAAGCUUCAGUGCCUGAAAAACAGUUUGAGCUCACCAAAAUUUAAAGAUGUGAGGAUAAGUUUGAGAGCUAAUCACUCAGAAAGCACGCAAAAAAUGUUACUAGCUGGUACUAUUGCUGCAUGGUCAUGCCAAGUUUUUUCCUUUUAAUGUAUAGUUCAUAAUUAUAUGGUUUUUUUUUCAGGUUAACCACUUUCCUGGUACAUUUCAAAUUGGGAGAAAAGACAGAUUGUGGAGAAAUCUCUCCCGAAUGAUGGUGCAUCACGGAAAAAAAGUAUGUUCAUCAGAAACUAUUUACAUGUGGUACUUUAAAUCAUUUACAAAGAAGCUGGGUUCUAACAGAAUGUGAAAAUCUGUACACUUAAUCCUUUAACUCCUAGAUCAAAUUUGUAACUUGAAUCUGUCAACCAUACAGUUCUUUUAAUGUUAGUUCAGAGAAUUUAUAUUCUUUAUUUUCAAGCAUCAUGUAAUAUCUGGUUGAUAUUAUAUUGAUAUUGUAAGGAAAAUUCUGUCUUGGUCAUUCAUGGGAGUUGAAGGGUUAACUGAUUUGUGACAACACAAGAAAGGAAAGCAAUCAUAACCCCUUUUAACCAGAGACAAUUUAUUGGUACAUUUUUUUUGGAAGCCAACUCUCCAAGACUAUCUGGGAGUGUGAUGUAAAAUGAUUCCCUACACAGGGAAGCCAUUCUCAGACUGGUAAAAUCUGCACUGAAAAAUCUAGGAUUCUGCAUUUGAGGAUGCAUGGUUGCAUUUUUGAGAUUUUCUUUUCUUCUCUUUUUUCUUUUUUUUUUUUGCAAUUUGGGGAUUUUGUGAGGCCAUUUUGUCAACCCCUGAGUUCACUAGGGAGAUGCAAAUUUUAAGUUAACCUAGCAGUCAAAAACAACUUAACAUUGUUGGAGUCUUGUCACACCCCUUUUCCAACCCCCAUAAUUGGAGAUGUGUUUAGUUUAAGUCAAAUUGUAUGGUGUAGAGCAAAUUAUAAUGCAGAACAUCAUGUACUGAUGCCAGGUGUUGAGCUGAAGUCGAGGAAUUGAGCUCAUUUGGCUUAAGCUUGUAUCCAUAAUGAUUUUGUAGAACAUCCCUCGACUAACUGGCACCUUUGUUGACAUUUCUACAGGAUUAUGGUUUUGUUCCCCAAACUUAUGUUCUGCCUUAUGACAUGAAACUACUGAAAAGGGCUUGGGAUGAUGCCAGCAGUCGACAGAAAUGGAUUCUCAAGCCAGUAAGAAGCAUUUUCUUGCCUUUGUUAUAUCUAAAAACUCUGGAUUAAUCUAACAAGGCUUAGUUUAAUUGUGUGCAGUUUUGUGACACUACUGUAACAUCUUCUCUGGAGUAGUAUCAAUGUUUUCCAUAUAAGCCAGUUACUAGUAACUACAAUUUCAAGUAAAACAUCAUGCUGUUGCCUGUUAAGGGUUUUUUGUGUUUGAAUGGUCCCCUUUUUGUGACUGCCACUGAAUUUAAGGCAUUUCACUACUGUGCAAACUUGAGCUGAUCUUUAUCACAAGGAUCCAUACUAUAGCCUCAUGUGCAUAUGUUAUAACCCUUUUGGAGGUAUGAAGGGUGACUAACAUGUCAAGACUGCACUUAAUCAACUAACUGGCAAGUCUUUGAUUUGCAUGGUAUCGUUAGAUUUUAUAACUCUUUAACUCCCAAGAUCUGAUCGUUUAUUCUCCUCUCCAGCUGCUACACAUUUCCUCUUAUAUCAGUUAUGAAAAUUUAGUGUUAGAUUCUUCUGCCUGAUAAGUUGGAGUUUCUCAAUACCUGUUUAAUUUGCAGGAUAAUAUAUGAAUAUCAUAGGAAGAAGUUCUUUGUCAAUCACCUCAGAGAGUUAAAGGGUUAAUCUGAUUUUUUCAUGUACAGCCUGCUUCAGCCAGAGGGAUUGGAAUCCGUGUCAUUCACAAGUGGAAUCAAAUUCCAAGGAAGAGACCUGUAAUUGUUCAGAGGUAUAUGCUGUAUAUCUCCCUCUGAGUUUAUUAAACUAGUAUGUAACUUGUGUAUGUACUACUCAGUAUUGUAGGGAUAAUACUCAACAAUAGCAACCACAAUGCUCUAGUACAUGUACGUUGUGUAUACAUGGUAGAGAGAUGCCACAACCUUUGAAGAUUUCAAGUCCAGAGUUUCAUUACUCAUGGGUGACAGUUACCUCUGCAGUGAGGCUACUGUGACUGCCUUUCCUCCCACCCCCUCCCCCUUAAAGAUGAAGCAGACCCCCCCAGAAUAAAUUCAAACAUUUAAUCAGGCUGUAAUUCUCACAUUGCUUCUGCAGUGGUACUUCCUUGUUGAAUUGUAAUUUAGCUGCACAAUGCACGAUAGUUGUUAUAGACUAUAAUUGGUUAAGCUCUGAUGACUGAGUGAGCACUAAGUAUGUUUGUUAGAAGACUAGUCAUUAAUAAUGGUAGUAGGACUUUGUGUCAUCCAAUGCAGUUUGUAAUCAUAGAAGUGAUUUACAAAAUCGGAGGACCGCAAAAUGUGAGUCCGAUUUGCCACUCACAAGUAUGGUUACAGACAGAAUCGGAUGACUCAAAGUCCUGUUACCAAUUAAUCAUAACAGUUAUAAUUUCUGAAAACAACAAAUACAUUCGGACAAAUAUGUGCUGGAGAGACAAUGUUUAAGUGGAAAAUUCCCAAACUUUUGGAAAUUCCACAAUUUUCCUAAGAUAAGUGGUUGUUGCUAUGGUUAUUGUGAUCAAUUCUGUGAUUGGUGGAUUUGACUGAAAGGACUAAGAAUGGUUGGCUGCUUCAACUGUCAGAUUGCAGGUGUCUGAUUACAGCCAAUUAUCCGAUUACAACUGUACCGAAUAUUUAGUGAAGAAUAAGGCAGCUAAUGCACCAAUCAUAUUUGAAGAAAUUGUAACAAUUUGAUUAAUAUCAUCGUCGUUGUGAUUUUUAGGUACCUUGCAAAACCGUUUCUCAUCAAUGGAAGCAAGUUUGAUCUUCGAAUCUAUGUCUACGUCACUUCAUACGAUCCACUUAGGAUUUAUGUCUUUGAAGAUGGGCUUGUGAGAUUUGCAACAUGCAAGUAAGUUUUCAAAGACUCAAACAUGACAUUCAAAAAAUAGAUGUGUGCAUGGUUAAAUAGUUGUGAAGGUUUAUUUGUCCAGCGCUACACUGUACACCUCCUAAGAUUUCCAUCUCCAUUUUGUUUUCAAGGUACUCAUCAUCCAUGAAAAGUUUAAGCAACAAGUUCAUGCAUCUGACAAAUUACAGCAUCAAUAAAAAGAAUGAAGGAGCUUACCAAGCGAAUUCAGAUGAAACUGUUUGUCAGGGACACAAAUGGUAGGAUAAAGUAGUGUUGUUCAUUCACUUGUACAUGUACUUACUGUAAUAAGCUUAAACCCCUAAACCCUAACAGUGAUUGUUCUAAUUUCUCCUAACAGUAUCAGCCCUGAAUCAAGUGUAAAGGUCAUGAGAUAAGGGAAAUGAUCAUCAGUUUAAGAAGCUCCUGUUUGUCAAACAACUUGUAUUCUCGUCAGUACCACAGGAAAUGUAAAGAGAACAGUGUGGAGAACGUAGUUACUAAUUUUAAAGUGUAAACGGUGAAUUUGUUCAGCUUUGCAAAGAAAUGUGUUGGGGUAGAGCAAGCUCAGUACAGACGAUAUUCCGACGCCGUCGUCAAAAAAUUAUUCUUUCUGUCAGUACUUUCAAGUUAUGGUACAUUUACAUUUGGAGUACAUUUGUAUUUAAUUUGAUUGCAACCUUUCUCAUAGAUAAGCUGAAAAAUAAACAUUCCAUUUUGCUAAUUAAACGUGACGCUUCUGUUUGUAGGAGUUUGAAAGCUCUUUGGGGUUACAUGAAACGCAUGAACAUCAACCAUGUUCAUGUUUGGGAGACAAUAAAGGAUUUGGUUGUCAAAGCCAUCAUAGCGUAAGUAACAGAAAGUGCUGUUGUUGUAAAGUAAUACUCACUGGAAAGUUAGUAAAAUCCAUCUUGACAAGUACAGCUGCACAAUAGUCCAUAGGUUGAAGUUUCUUUAGUAACUCAACUAGUUUGGACUUGCGUUAGUUUGGCCGUAAAAGGCAGAAGCCGCCAGCAUUAUAGAAUAAUUUCCUGCGAAGAUGGCGUAGCGGUAAAAACAAGAUACCGACACGUUACUCAUCAAUUUUAACGUUUUUUGAGCAGCAAAUGUCUUAUUACGUACGGAGAUGAUAACUUUGAAAACUUUGUAGAUAAUAAUGAACGCAUGUAAAUUAUCACUAUAGAUACAUUUUUGUCGCAUUUUGUUGAAAACUUGAACCCUGUCAUUACACUGUGCUUGUCCAAGAAUCUGAAGGUCUAUUUUUACUUACUUCUACAUUUUCAGCGUUUUCGCCGUUUCUUUAAAUCUUAACAUGCACGAGAAAAUUUAGUGAAAUUGAACUUCUUCAUGUGAAUGUUUCAGGUCUGACUCAGCGGUAAACACCAUGGUGAAACAGAAUGUGAGAAAAAGGUAAGAGACUGCAGUUGGUCUUGAACAACAUUUGUGCAUUUUGAACAGAGUUUAGUUAUAGUACGUACGCUAUGAUUGGUCUAUUUACCGCGCUGUUUAUAGCUGUAUGCCCUCCUCAAUUCAAAAUUUUGUUUGAAUUGAUAUCUUCGCGCACUAUUUGAACCCAGAGAUGUAACAAGUAUAAAUAUUAACCUGAUUUCGAGUGUAAUUUGGUGCUCAUAAGCACUUGUAAAUUUUUCAAAGACAACAGAAUUGCAUGAGCUCAUAGGGCAAGUGCUAUUUGUAAUCUUUGAAAAAUUUGCAAGUGCUUAUUACACCAAAAAGAAAAAGUUAUGAAAAAGAAAAAUUAUGUAAUUACUUGGUUGGUAAUAUACUUGAAAAAACAUUGCAGAAAGUCGAGACAAACGAAAUUUGAAAGCGUGCGCGCGCCAUUUGUAACUUGCACUUGUGCUACAACUUUGCACUCGUGUUACAUGAGAAUGCGCUCGUUUUCAGCUAAUCAGAAGCGCGUAUUUUUUUUUAAUGUACUUCUAAACUACUAAUUACUAAACUCGUUUUCAUGGUCCGAACGAUAAGUUACAAAAUCUGUUUUUUUUUCCCCGCUGGAACAUCUAACUCAGUCAGUAUUACUAACUGUAAUAUCUUUACUACCAUCUACAACAUUGUCUAGAUCUUGCUGUCAUGAGCUUUUUGGAUUUGAUGUCAUGUUGGAUGAGACCCUUAAACCGUGGCUACUAGAAGUGAAUAUAUCUCCAAGGUAAUUCACGCAUUUGUCAUGUUCAGAAAUAUUGACCACGCGAGAGAUACCAGUAUUCAACCGAAAUUCACAUACUCAAGAGAUUGAAAUACUGACCUCGCGAGGGAUAUGUAUCCAACUCAAAAAUUUUCAUUCUUAAGGGAUUGUAGUUCUAUGGUGUUCUUGUGAACCCAUUCAAAUAAUUGUUUUCGCAUGCAAAAAAAUUUUUUUUCCAUGGUCCGCCAGACAUUGGAACAUAGUAAGGGACAAGAAGGCUGCCAUUUAUAAUUUUUCUCAUCGAAAACGAGGACGAUUUUUUAACUUAUUUUUCAAAAUGCUUUUAAUGCACAUCUUGUGUUAAUUGAUUUAUUGCGGGACAUUUACGAGCAUUCGUUUUGUUUACUCUUUGUCUGAAGUGCAAUAAGAUGCGCAGCAAGUUGUGUAAAAGGGUGUGCAAUAGGAUGCGCAGUAAGAUGUACAAUUAGGUGCGUAUUGAGAUGCGCAGAAAAAUGCGCCUUCGUUAAUCGAGUAAACUUCGUCAACUUCCUCCCCAGUCUUCACUCCACCUCUCAACUGGACCGUAACAUCAAGGGACAGAUGAUAAAAGACUUGUUAAACCUGGCAGGGUUUUGCAUCCCAGAAAACCUGAUCACAACCUCAACUUCAAGGUCAGUCUAACUAUUGGAAUAUCAGAGAGAAAUUGAAAUUACGAGCUAUUUGCAAAUGAUGAAUAGUGAGGCACGUGACUCCGCCAACAUGUAAUUUUUCAAUAUGGUUGCAUUGUGCAGCGCACAUAUGAGUAUAAUGUAUUAUGAACGUGAAAUUCCUGUUUGGUUUCAGCACUAGUAACAUGAACCAGUUUGUUCAAGAUAAAGCUGUGACGGGUCUUUCUUCAGAUGAGAGAGGAAAGGUGAAUAUAUGUUAUGGAUGGCAAAUACCUACAGAUAUUUAGAACAACAUGUUUUUGUGUCAGUUUGCCAGUCUUAAUUUACUGUGACAACGUCAUAUAUAUAAUGGUAAUAGGACCGAGUGGAGUCCAAUACGGUCGGUAAUCAUACGGGUGUUUAACAAAAUUGGACGACCGCAAAGCGGGAGUCCAAUUUGUCAAUCAAGAGUAUGAUUACAGACAGAAUUGGACGACAAGAGGUCCUGUUACCAAUCAAUCAUAACGAUUACAAUUUCUAAAAACAACAAAUACAUUUAGGUCAAAUACCUCCAGUGGAGACAACGACUAAAGUAAAAAAAAUUGUAGUAUAGUAAUAGUAUAGAUUUAUGUUUCGAGAAGGGAAAUAGUUAGACAUGCUCUAUUGAGUGCUUUUGUAUUGGAGAUUGCUGCUGACUUAAUACUUCUCCUUCACUGACCCCAACAUAUUGUUUAAUCAUUUUACUUAUGAGCCUGCCUUACAGAUUAUUAGAACGUACAAAUGAUGUUAAAAAGUACUGGCUAUAGAUACAUUCCAUUAUUUGCGAAAAUUUAAGAAGGAAUUGACUUCGAACCAAGUCAAACUGUUCUUUUGUGUGUCGUCUUAAUUUGUUUAAGUGUUGGACGUUAUUUUUCUUGUGUUUCAGCAUGCGUUUUAUGUUCAACGUCAUCUAGACGAGGUAGGAACACAUUUUAUAACGCUUCCUUCAAAUUCCUUUCUUUUAAAUGAUUGCAUUUGGAAAUCCCACAAUGCCUUUAUUAUUGAAAUAUCUUGCUGACAGUUACACAACAUGUUUCAUGAACUCGAAAUUACGCCGCAGAGAGCGCUUAAAGUCUGCAUCAUUGAACAACAGACACUCGACCCUUUUACUGGCUUUUCUAGGAUGCAUCAGUAUGAAUUGCGUCAAAACCCAAACGAAAGUUACCACACAGCCAGUCAAAAGAAAGAAAUUAAAAAAAAAAAAAUGUCGCAAUGAACUAAUAAGACAAUUUACGGUGAAAUCAAGGAAAAUGCUUCGAGCGCGGAAAGGUAAAAGGGACCAAGUAGUUGGGAUUUGUGUUAGUGAACAUCAGCAUCUUGUUAUUCAAGAGAGUAUCGAGUUUUCUAAAACAAUCACAUAGCUUGUUGGAGCGUAAGGAACAUCAGUUAAAUCCAAUGCAAUCUCUAGCUGUGUUCGUCACUUACUUUGAAUUACCCGAAUUUUGAAUUUAUUGUUAUGGAAUUUUACUAAUACAAACUUGUAAUCAGUCCACUUCUCUUUCAUUCAUGUCUUUUAGCGCACGAAACAGUCAAUCCUUGACAUCUUGACACCAGACGACAUUAGAAUGCUUAUGGAGACAGAAGAUGAGGUACUCUGUACAUACGAACUUUUGAACAUAUUUUUGUUUCCUUUAUUCUUCGUAGUGAAAAGCAAAACCUAUAAAUUUUUUUGCUUAUUGUGAUGAUUAUGCGUGUGUAAAAGAGAAAGGUGAAUUCAUUUUAUCCUUUAUAAGAGACUGCCAUGCAUUCGAGAAAGUGAAAUUUGCCGUAAUGUAGCAUAGCUCGAGCGUUUUUAUUUUCCCUCACAGAAUAGUCGAAGAGGAUGCUUUCAGAGAGUUUUUCCAUCCAUGUCGUCCAACAAGUAUUUAAGAUUCUUUGAGUCUCAGGUGAGGAUAAUUUUACGUACAAACAGUCAUUACUACCUCAUUAAACUACGGGCAGUCCCUGCUUGUUGCCGAAGUCCGUCGCGCGACCAAAAGAAAUCAGAGAAAAAAAGGAAGAUUUUAGCGCGCCGCGCGGAUUUAUGUAGUAGGUACUACUUAUAGUGUGUGCCACUCUCAGAGGUCCGAGCGGUGCGCCAACCAUUUUCUUUCAAUCACUGUUUUUUUUUCCCCGAAUGGUGCGACGGACUCCAGCAAUUUUGCUCCUUUUUAAAAUGACUUUCUCUUCCCUCCAUCCUUGAUCGAAUUUUUCUGCCAAUUUCCUUAUAGAGAUAUUACAACAUUUUGUUGGACGAAUGGACAAGAAAAUACAUGAGAGAAGGGCGGAGCACAGUCCUGGGUAAGUUUAAAUUCAGGUAGAAAAAGCUAGGUCACCGUAAUGUAUAUUCGGAAAAAGUAAACUACGUUAUUUGCAGUCUAUGUAUGUAUUUGCGAUAUUUAGACUGGCUGGCUCAGUGCAGCUCAGAGCUGGUUUAAAUGGGGGCCUGUUUAAGACCAGACCACUACACCGGGAGUCGUGCGUUCCACAACGUGAGCUGAACAAGUGUAGUCCGUGUCACUCUUUAAAAUUCUGCGUCUUUUUUGUUGCCCUUAUGGUCUUAAGUUUUUUCUUGUUAUGUUUCUUACGAUUCUACACUGUAAAUGUUUAUUUAAAUUGGUCUUUUUUCUUACACAGGAAUCGCUGUUCUCCAAGCACUUGGUGAAAAGAAACUUCAUAUUGGGGCAACCUCGGAUCCAACACAUCAAGUGAGGCUUAAUUUUAUUAAUUGAUUUAUUUGUUUUCGCAAAGAAAGUAAUCAUUCCUUUAAAGAUUUUGAAAAUAGUUCGAAAUUCUAUUUGGAUUACUGACUGACUGAUUGACGACUAACUGAUUGACCGAUGGACUGACGACUGACUGACCUGCUGUGUAAACCGGUUAGCUGGCCUGCUUACUGACUGACUGACAGACCGACCGACUGACUGAAUUGAUUGAAUCGGAUCCAUCGAAUGAAUGGUUUUAUCAAGUGACUUAUAGACUGAAGAACUGACUGGCUGAUUGAUUGAUUGAUUGAGUAAUCGAUUGAUAGCUCGAUCACAAGAUUUAAGGCUUUAUCGAUUAAUUGAUUGAGAGACGCCUUUUCCUCACAGUGGAAUUGCCCUCAAGGUAUAACGUACAGGUCCUCUUCCGCUCCAGCUCUCAGUUUGGACCACGGACUCAUCAAAUCAAGGUCGGUGUAAAAAUUAAAUUCCAACUUAAUGUCAAUUGACAAAAACUGCAUAUCGCUGUUUGUUUGUUUUGAUAUUCCUGAUGAUAACAUUUAUUUAAAGUCAAUUUAUAGGUUGCCCUCAAUCUGAAACACCAUGUCACUCUCCGUCCAUUCUCAGUGUUCUACAUGUUCUUGAGCGUUUCUUCUUUCUCUCAGACGCUUCUCAGCACCAGCUGCGAGAAUAAAGGAGUGGAGCAACUCAAACUCUUCAUCUACUUCUAUUAGGUACAUGCUGGAAAGGUGCUGCAUGGUUUUUUGGGAUUGGCGCAGUUUCUUUUAUGUUGACUUUGGUCCUUUUUCUACGAUGGGUUCUGAUUAUUCUCCUCCGUGCUCUGCACUACUUCACACACUACUUCCUUUGUUGUUCAUCCUUGUUCCUCAGAAACUCAUUCUAAGCUUGUUUAAGCUUUUUUCUAGAAGCUCUCUUGCCACUCUACUUCCUGGUUUUCGUGCUCAGAUAUCUGAGUUUGUUUGAAAUGUUAAGCUUCUUUCUUUAUUACAAUUUCAAAUUGUUUACAAGUUCGUAUUUGCUAUGUAUUUACUCUGUAGUCCGCACACCUACUUUAAAAGCAACAACAGAUCCAUUGGUAAUCAGAAGGACUCAUUUCUCGCUUUAAGCUCUAAGUUGAUUGUACUGCUCGCGCUGUUUCGAAUUGAGAUCAUCACUGAUUGUUUUGACUUUAUUUUUCCUUCCUCACUGUUAGUAGGCUUUCCUCUCCUUCUUCAACUAAGACUAUCAAAAGGUAUUAUGUCAGCAAUUUUUCAUAUUCCUAAACAUGUCCCAUAUGAAUAUAUCCAAAUUUGGUUGUACUACCUCAGCGCACUCGUUGCGUGAAAGUCUUCAAAGUUCAGUCUUAGUCCGGUUCUUUUCUCCCAUGCAAUUAUUUCUCUCCCCUUUUUCCAUUUCUUGCUUUUCACCUUUUUAGGAAUAGCACAGCUUCCAUCUUGAAAAAUUCUCCGCGGAGAAAAUCAGCUGUUACAUCAUUUAAGGGCAAAAGGUAUUCUUUUUUCUCCCGGUCUUUCUUGGGACACUGGUUUUGAAAAUUCAUCACUAAUUUCACAUUACCUGUACGCAUCUUUGCGACGAGGGGUGAGAUUCUGAUCGCACAUUCCAGAUUAUUGAAGAGUUGAAUGUGAAGAAAAGGAACUAUCAGGAUUCAAUACGGUUAAGUUGCACGCGUUGUAUCGACAGAUUGUUACAGAGGAAAGUCAUGAACAGGGUCAUAUCAAGGGUUCUCAGGAAAGGGAUUUGUUUCGAAACAUCUCCUUGUAGUUUAAGUCUGUCAUUUUUCUCUUAUCCUCAGAAGAGAAGUAUCCGCAUGGCAAAAUGUGACAGUGACAAACGAAACUUUGUUCUUCUUUCUGAACCUUUUCCUACUCCUUAAAUUUUGGAUCCUCAUUCUAGUUUGGCGAUUUUUCCUCUACUAUACUUUAUUACUAAUCUCGACUUCUCUUUCUUUACUUUCCUCUUUUUCUGCUGGCCGAUACCCGGAAAAAGACGACGGUCCUGAUGUUUUUCCUUUUUCGUCCUCUCUUACCCUCCAUUUUGGGUACUCUAACUCUGUCUUUUCUUUUUGUUGUCCUCUCUUCUCCUCUCUUUAUCAAAUAGAAAACUUCGAACAACUCCACGAUGUAAGUCAGCUCCUUCUUGUAGACGUAAGAAUAAAGAAAAUUCUGAAAGCUCUAACGAAUCAGGGUAAUAUAUAGUAACUUUCACUUUUUGUCUUCAUCUUUUUCUUUCAUUUCUACAUCAAAACUCUAAUCUCUGUAGUUCACUCUACACCUAUUUUAGCUAUUUCGUCCCAUGUUCCUGUAAAUUAAUCGUUAAUUCACAACUGACAAUCAAUGAAUUUCGAUCAAUGAAUUUCCUCAUUGGCCUAAGAGACAAUCUUGAAAACUGCAGUUUAGUUUUAGGUGUGCAAAGGUGAUCUUAAUAGAAAGUGGCACUUUGCUAUACAGUUACAUGUUCUCAUAAACGCAGAUGCACUUAUGAAGUUUUUAGACCAUUUUAACCCAACAUUUACCCUAACCUGUUAUCAGUUGAUAGUCGUUGGGUUAGGGGAGGGGCAGGAGCGUAUUUGCUUAGAUACCAACAGUGAUUCCAAGUUCAGUUUUAAAGAGUCAAAGCUACUUAUGUAAAGUGAAACCGGUUCCUUUACUGAAACGACGAUGGCCACGAUGGCCAUUAAGGCCCAGGGUGACCAUCAGACCUACAGCUCAAACUUCCGCCAACCCAGGAGAUCUUAGAACUUCAUUCUAGGCCACAUAUACCACAGCAGUUUCAAAAGUAGCUUUCUGAUAUUUUGUCACAGCCAGCACUAAAUAGUAUUGUGUCAAGAACCACUAUCCGUCUUUUUCUUUCCAGUGCUUCGGCUCCGGUGCUUCUGCCCAAAAUAAAGAAGAAGUCAACAAAAUCGCACACAUCUAAGGUGGGUUUUUCUCAAACUUCUUGUAGAAAGUGCAAUCUCUUUUUACUGAAUACCCCGCUUAUUCCAUGGGAAGUCACUUCAGUUUUUUGAGCUCCUACUCACGAUACGUUUGUCUUGCUACAACUGAAUAACAUACACUUGAUUUCUACUUUGUAUUUAUGUUUAUCUCCUACGUUAAACUUGUUUAACUCAAUCGUCCUUAGUUUGGCUCCGUCCUCGUAGUUUUUCAUCCUCUUCAAACAUCGUGUUUGAUUUCCAGGUCAGCCAUUCAACUCUACAAAAUCGCUCUAACCUAGAAAACUCUAACCGAACGUGCAAGAUUCUUAGGGACUCUUCGCGCCGACUGACCUUACCUCAGAUCAAAGAGCGUGAAGCAGUUAAAGCGAUUUGUUGUACGGUUCUCUGUUUGUUAGUACUAACAGCACUGAUUAAAACUUCGAAGAAUUCAUUCGCACCGUAAAAAUAGUCAGUUAGCCACACAUUCAGUUAGUUUACCGCUUACACAAGCCGUAAAGCAAACGAACCAACGGUCAAGCCUCGGUGAGGGUUACGGAGCUAUUUUAUGAACACGGAGCAUAACAAAUUACAAAUUUUUUUCGUUAUGAACACAGCCACGCUAACGCGCUGCCCUGUAGCUUUCAUUCCAAUGUUUUGUGACAUCAUUAUGCAAAACUCAUUUUUUAUGAAGACUGCCAAAUAUUAGCUCGGUGAGAUUUAAAAACGAUUAAUAGGUAAUGAUAAACCCCGCUGGAGCAAGGAGGGUAGAAGGCAUUUUCCUCUUUUCCACUGGACUUUAUCAUCACACCUCCGCCCACGGGUUUCUAUGAUGGCCACCAGCGCCACGAGGAAGACUGAAGACCAGUCAAACCUUGCAUAGGGUAAUUUAGUAUUAUCAAUUGAAUUGAUAACGUAAAUUAGCCACCGUGAUGAGUUUCGAAGAUAACAUUUCGAGAAUUAGCCCUUCAUCAGAGCGAAUGGAGGAAUUGUGGGUUGUGUGUAUGUGUUUAUAUGAAGACCUUGCAUAGCCUAACAUUCGUAGCCUAACAUAUCAUGAAAUUGUUAUGCUUGAUUUUCAACUUAUUCUUUUUUUUCAUCAGAUGUCUUCCAGCUCGGCCACAUCCUCUGAGCGAACCCGUCAGAUGCUGAGAGCUCGGAUGAAAUCGAACAUCUGA